Coregonus sp. 'balchen' is the source of this 5789-nucleotide messenger RNA. The record is from the annotation of a GenBank genome assembly. Lineage: Eukaryota; Metazoa; Chordata; Actinopteri; Salmoniformes; Salmonidae.
CUGGAGAGGAUCAACUUGUCAGCUGCCCAGACUCUGAGAGCAGCCUUCAUCAAGGUAAGACACACAGGACCCAUGACCUCUAACCCCUUACCUCAUGAAUAUAUGACCUUUGCUCUUACGUAACCCCUGGGCUCUUUUUGCAUCUCAGUAGUCUAAAUCAAGGAUGGACAGCUUGAAUAAUCAGCAGAUCUAAUUGUGUGUUUGUGUUGCUAGGCGGAGAGGGAGAACCCAGGCCUAACUCAGGACAUCAUAAUGAAAAUUCUGGAGAAGAAAAACGUUCAGAUAAACUACACAGAGUCUCUGCUGCGCAUGGCUGCAGAUGAGGUGGAAGGUGUGUGUGUAUAAAAGUACCAGCACUAAGCAUCUGCUUACAAGGGCUUCAGCAUGUUUGUAGUUGUUUAUUAAAUGUACUCCUAUGUCCUAUCCCCUGUGUGUGUGUGUGUGUGUGUGUGUGUGUGUGUGUGUGUGUUUAUUUGUGUGUGUAGAGUUCUUAGUGGACAGGCCAGAGCAGGAGUUUCAGGACCUAAAUGAGAAAGCCAGAGCUCUGAAACACAUCCUCAGUAAGAUACCUGACGAGAUCAACGACAGGGUACGCUUCCUACAGACAAUUAAGUGAGUACACGCACACAGUAUACACUAACACACACACACCUUCAUUAGCAUUUCCUUGAAAUCCUGCUUUUGAUUGGUGUUGGUUGUUGGUUUCCAUAGAGACAUCGCCAGCGCUAUAAAGGAGCUCCUGGAUACAGUCAAUAACGUCUUUAAGAAAUACCAAUACCAGAACCGUAGGGUAAGACACACACAGGGACGUGCAAGUGGAAUAUACACUGAGUGGACAAAACAUUAGGAACCCCUGCUCUUUCCGUGACAUAAACUGACCAGGUGAAAAGCAAUGAUCCCUUAUUGAUGUCACUUGUUAAAUCCACUUCAAUCAGUGUAGAUGAAUGGGAGGAGACAGGUUAAAGAAGGACAUGGAUUGUGAAUGUGUGCCAUUCAGAGGGUGAAUUGGCAAGACAAAAUAUUUACGUGCCUUUAACCUGGGUAUGGUAGUAGGUGCCAGGCGCACCGGUUUGAGUGUGUCAAGAACUGCAACGCUGCUGGGUUUUUCACGCUCAACAGUUUUUGUAUCAAGAAUGGUCCAGCACCCGAAGGACAUCCAGUCAACUUGACACAACUGUGGGAAGCAUUGGAGUCAACAUGGGCCAGCAUCCCUGUGGAACACUUUCGACACCUUGUAGAGUCCAUGCCCUGACGUAUUGAGGCUGUUCUGAGGGCAAAAGGGGUUGCAACUCAAUAUUAGGAAGGUGUUCCUAAUGUUUUGUACACUCAGAGUAUUUCUUCCUUAUCUGUAAUGUGAUCAAUGGCUGCAAGGAGAGCUGAUAUCAUUGUGAAGGCUAUGUUCACAUCUGUCUGUCUCUUUUCUGUGUGUUCAGGCUCUUGAGCACCAGAAGAAGGAGUUUGUCAAAUACUCCAAAAGCUUCAGCGACACCCUCAAAACAUACUUCAAAGAUGGAAAGUGAGUCGUGUAGAGUAGAUUCAUAAGGACGCUGAAUAUAUAGAUGCAAAUCGAAAGCAGUGAAUUGUGAUUGGGGGAUUUUUUCCUUCUUCACAAAACAGAAGUUACUCAUCCCAUUGCAAAAAUACACUGAACAAAAAUAUAAACGCAACAUAAAGUGUUGGUCCCAUGUUUCAUGAGCUAAAGUAAAAGAUCCCAGAAAUGUUCCAUACGCACAAAAAGCUUAUUUCUCUCAAAUUUGUUUACAUCCCUGUUAGUGAGCAUUUCUCCUUUGCCAAGAUAAUCCAUCCAUCUGACAGGUGUGGCAUAUUAAUAACCUGAUUAAAUAGCAUGAUCAUUACACAGGUGCACCUUGUGCUGGGACAAAAAAGGCCACUCUAAAAUGUGCAGUUUUGUCACACAACACAAUGCCACAGAUGUCAUGUUUUGAGGGAGCGUGCAAUUGGCAUGCUGACUGCAGGAAUUUCCACCAGAGCUGUUGCCAGAGAAUUUAAUGAUAAUUUCUCUACCAUAAGCCGCCUCCAAUGUCGUUUUAAAGAAUUUGGCAGUACGUCCAACCGCAGACCAUGUGUAACCACGCCAGCCCAUGACCUCCACAUCCGGCUUCUUCACCUGCGGGAUCGUCUGAGACCAGCCACCCGGACAACUGAUGAAACGGUGGGCUUGCACAACCGAAUAAUUUCUGCACAAACAGAAACUGUCUCAGGGAAGCUCAUCUGCGUGCUCGUUGUCCUCCAUCAGGGCCUUGAUCUGACUGCAGUUUGGCGUCGUAAUCGACUUCAGUGGGCAAAUGCUUAACUUCGAUGGCCACUGGCACGCUGGAGAAGUGUGCUCUUCACGGAUGAAUCCCAGGUUUCAACUGUACCGGGCAGAUGGCAGAUGUUGUGUGGGCGAGCGGUUUGCUGAUGUCAACGUUGUGAACAGAGUGCCCCAUGGUGGCGGUUGGGUUAUGGUAUGGGCAGGCAUAAGCUACGGACAACGAACACAAUUGCAUUUUAUCGAUGGCAAUUUGAAUGCACAGACAUACGGUGGCAAGACCUUGGCCCAUUGUCAUGCCAUUCAUCUGCCGCUAUCACCUCAUGUUUCGGCAUGAUAAUGCACGGACCGAUGUCACAAGGAUCUGUACACAAUUCCUGGAAAUUGAAAAUGGCCUGCAUACUCACGAGACAUGUCACCCAUUGAGCCUGUUUGGGAUGCUCAGGAACAACUUGUAUGACAGCAUGUUCCAGUUCUCGCCAAUAUCCAGCAACUUUCCACAGCCAUUGAAGAGGUGUCGGACAACAUUCCACAGGCCACAAUCAACAGCCUGAUCAACUCUAUUCGAAGGAGAUGUGUUGCGCUGCAUGAGGCAAAUGGUGGUCACACAGGAUACUGACUGGUUUUCUGAUCCACACCCCUACCUGUUUUUUUAAGGUAUCUGUGACCAACAGAUGCAUAUAUCUAUUCCCAGUCAUGUGAAAUCCAUAGAUUAGGGCCUAAUGAAUUUAUUUCAAUUGACUGAUUUCCUUAUAUCAGUGGUCACCAACCUUUUCUGAGUCAAGAUCAUUUUUGCAGUCAAAAGCAAGCUCAGAUUUGUUUUAAACAUUACUUAAAAUGUAACAACCUAAUAAAAACAGUUCUGUAGGAAUGAGGUUUGUGCAGUAGGCCUAAUACAUUAUCACAGCAUAUUGGCGAUAUGCUUGGCCUGACAAUAUUGUUCUUCUCAGACCAUAUUAUAUUUCAAAACUCAAACUUUGAUAACAGAAUGGAUCAGUUGGUGUAGCACUUGCGAGGCACAGCUGAGCAUAAAUUGAAAUAAUUAGCGUUUUUAUUUUACUGGACUGAUGGUACCUGCGUCUGAUGGUCAAUGGCGCUUUCAAGACAACUGGGAACUCUGAAAAAAACGAGGUACAAUUAUGACGUCCAUGAUAUUCAGGUCGGAAAUUCUGAGCUCUAGAAAGAUACCCGAGUUUCCGAUUUGUAAUUCCCAGUUCAAAACGAUUCUUCCCAGUCGGAUCUAGUUUUUUUCAGAGUUCCCUGUUGUUUUGAACACAGCAUUAGUCUCAGCGGAGGGAGGGAGAGAGCAGCAGCGGGUCCGCCUCUCACGGUCCAUGCUCUCUCCUUCCUUGCCUCAGGUGAGACUGACCAGAGAGAGGGAACACCGUCUUCCACCUGAUGGCAAAACCAGUCGCAGCUCAUCUGCCUCAUGCACAAAUUCAUGUUGUUCCUAUGACCAGAGAAAGUGAAAUAUUCCUCUAUAUUAAAAUAGACAUGACGAGCUGCUAAUAACAAUAAAAACGCAGGGCUAUCGAUACACUUGGCUACUAAUUCAUUGCAGCUGCAGCGCGAGUGGUAGUACAGAGUACGUUUUAUGUUUUGUAAUAGUGCUGAAUAAAAACUGUGUUGACAGUGCUGAAUAAAAACUUUAACAUGAAUUCACUCAUAAAAACAGCAGCUCUUUGCUGUAUUCUUUGACAGUCGUUCUCUGAUCAUGGUUUUUAAAAGUUAUGAAAUCUCAUGUAGGCUAGUAUCAAACUUUGCUGGAAGCUGUAAAGUCCUAACCGACUUGCCAAAACUAUAGUUUGUUAACAAGACAUUUGUGGAGUGGUUGAAAAACGAGUUUUAAUGACUCCAACCUAAGUGUAUGUAAACUUCCGACUUCAACUGUAUGUGAGAAAGCUGUUCAUUGACUACAACUCAGCGUCCAACACUAUAGUGCCCACAAAGCCCAUCACUAAGCUAAUGAUCCUGGGACUAAAAACCUCCCUCUGCAACUGGAUCCUGGACUUCCUGACGUGCCGCCCCCAGGUGGUAAGGGUAGGCAACAACACAUCUGCAACACUGAUCCUCAACACUGGGCCCCCUCAGGGGUGCGUGCUUAGUCCCCUCCUGUACUCCCUGUUCACCCACGACUGCGCGGCCAAGCACAACUCCAACACCAUCAUUAAGUUUGCUGGCGACACAACAGUGGUAGGCCUGAUCACCGACAACGAUGAGACAGCCUAUAGGGAGGAGGUCAGAGACCUGGCAGUGUGGUGCCAGGACAACAACCUCUCCCUCAAUGUGAGCAAGACAAAGGAGCUGAUCGUGGACUACAGGAAAAGGAGGGCCGAACAGGCCCCCAUUAAAAUCGACGGGGCUGUAGUGGAGCGGGUCGAGAGUUUCAAGUUCCUUGGUGUCCACAUCACCAACAAUCUAUCAUGGUCCAAACACACCAAGACAGUCGUGAAGAGGACACGACAACACCUUUUCCCCCUCAGGAGACUGAAAAGAUUUGGCAUGUGUCCCCAGAUCCUCAAAAAGUUAUACAGCUGCACCAUCGAGAGCAUCCUGACCGGUUGCAUCACCACCUGGUAUGGCAACUGCUCGGCAUCUGACCGUAAGGUGCUACAGAGGGUAGUGCGUACGGCCCAGUACAUCACAGGGGCCAAGCUUCCUACCGUCCAGGACCUAUAUACUAGGCAUGUCAGUAGAAGGCCCAAAAAAUUGUCAAAGACUCCAGUCACCCAAGUCAUAGACUGUUCUCUCUGCUACCGCACAGCAAGUGGUACCGGAGCGCCAAGUCUAGGUCCAAAAGUCUCCUUAACAGCUUCUACCCCCAAGCCAUAAGACUGCUGAACAAUUAAUCAAAUGGCCACAAGGACUAUUUACAUUGACACCUCCCCCCUUUGUUUUUACACUGCUGCUACUCGCUGUUUAUUAUCUAUGCAUGGUCACUUUACCCCUACCUACAUGUAAAAAUUACCUCGACUAACCUGUACCCCUGCACAUUGACUCGGUACCGGUACGCCCUGUAUAUAGCCUCGUUAUUAUUUUAUUGUGUUACUUUUUAUUUUAUUUUAUUUUUUACUUUAGUUUAUUUAGUAAAUAUUUUCUUAACUCUAUUUUUUGAACUGCAUUGUUGGUUAAGGGUUUGUAAGUAAGCAUUUCACCGUAAGGUCUACACCUGUUGUAUUCGGCGCAUGUGAGAAAUAACAUUUGAUUUGAUUCGAUGUUGAGUUUAUAUUUUGUUCAGUGUGCAUUAAAUCUAUGAAUAUUAGUAGUGGGAAUGUUCUUACUAACUGUUUAUUUUACUAUGUCCACGAGAAACCAAUUAUUUAAGCAGGUUUAAAAUAUCAGGGCUAUUUUGAAAAAACUUUUUUGCUGACAGUGUAUUUUUGUUUUAUUUGCAGUUGUUAAAUAAUAAUAUAAAUGAACCAUCCUUGUUUCCAGGGCGAUCAACGUGUUCAUCAGUGCGAACAGACUGAUCCACCAAACCAACCUCAUUCUGCAGACCUUCAAGACCGUCAUAUAG